AUGUCUCGAGAGCUAGAAGCCCGUCUCUCGACGGCAUUCUCCUCUAUUGAAUCAUUCAAAAAGCAAUACAUCGCAACCGCCCUCAGUAUGUUCGGCCCUGGUUUUGUUUGGCUCAUUCGCAACCCCAUCUCUCGAGGCUACAUGUCAGCGAAUGGCGAUGACCCCGUCAACGAUCCGGGGUUCACCCUCCUCUGCACUUAUAUCGCAGGAUCUCCUAUACCGCAAGCGCAUCCCCGUGCGCAGUCUGUAGAUAUGAACACGGAGAACAUGAUACCAGGGCAAUCUACAGCCGGAGUAAUGGGGAAAUAUUCUGCAAGCCCCGCAAACAAGGUACCGCCUGGACGAAUAUAUGCCGCUGAGGUGUGCCUCGGGGUUUAUUGGAGCGUUGUGGAAGGAAACUCCGCAAUAAAACAAGCUAAGACUCCGGUGAGGACUAGUCUUCCGAGCAUGGCCAGUUUCAUGCGCAGAUAG
Molecule: messenger RNA, 471 nt
Organism: Bacidia gigantensis
Lineage: Eukaryota; Fungi; Ascomycota; Lecanoromycetes; Lecanorales; Ramalinaceae
Exons: 2
Coding region: 1-471 (156 amino acids)
Biological process (GO): superoxide metabolic process
Molecular function (GO): superoxide dismutase activity; metal ion binding
Source: RefSeq, a predicted model, not a curated record